Messenger RNA from Chenopodium quinoa (quinoa), 968 nucleotides. RefSeq lists its product as uncharacterized. The transcript has 5 exons. The record is from RefSeq and is a predicted model, not a curated record. Bases 265 to 600 code for a protein of 111 amino acids. NCBI's taxonomy places the organism in Eukaryota, Viridiplantae, Streptophyta, Magnoliopsida, Caryophyllales, Amaranthaceae.
CCACUCCAAAUUUAGGCACAAUUGCUUAAAAGAUUAGUUCCACCCCGAGAUGCAUAAUUUUAAGCUCGAGUGUAUAAUAUAAAUUCCCACUCAAAAAAUACGUAUCCUCGACGGGCACCCGACCUUUUGCUUUUCCGUCCUUGCGUACCACCACUGUUGACACCGCUGGCGGCCAUCGCAAACACAAAAAAAACACCCAAAUUUUCAUAAUAGUACAGAUUAUAAAACGUUGAACAUUCUUAGGGUUUUUGAGACAUACCAACAAUGGCGAAUUGUGCGAUUCCAAACGAGGGUCUCAAAGAUCUUCUCAAACCCUUCUACCAGAGAGCUUCUGAAGCCGAGGAACGCCUAUCGAAACUCGAGCUUGAGACUUUGAUUUCGAGUAAGAAGGAAUUUCCUAAGGCUGGCGAUGAGGAAAGUUCGAAGAAGGUGAAAGAGUUGGAGUUGAAGCUGGAAGAAGUGACCGCAGAGUUAGCCGCAGAGAAAGAGAAGGUUGCUAAGCUCACUGUUGAGAAUGAUAAAAAGGACUACCGCAUGAUUCACCUUGUCCGAUCACUCAAAGAGGCUGAUCUCAAGUUGGAGCAAUUGAAUACCAAAUAGGUUAGACAAAGUACAAUCUCAAGUUACUUUGGUGCAACAAGGUUCUGAAGCGCAUUCCAUCUUUAGAAUUGGAUUGACUUCUGCGUAAUUUUUCUAGGAGUUUGUAGAAAUAAGGGUAAGGUAAUUAAACUUGAAGUUAGGCUGCACUUUGAAAAACUUUGAAUUGAUGACAUUGUGGAUAUAGGUGGGUUAUGGAUUUUUUUUUUUUUUUUUGACAGGAUCUUAAACUUCACAAAAAUGUGCAAAUUUUCUUAUGGUGUUGAUGACUAUGUAUGUUAGUAAUGCUAUUGUCCUCUCUCUUGGGGGUUCCAUUUGUAGUAUUAAGGUUUUAUUUAAUGGUGACAACUACUGGUGCACUUGUGGUUUUU